AUGGAUGCUUUCUUUGGCUCAGAUGACUAUGAAUUAGAUGAUACAAUAUUGAAUGAUCCUUCCGGAUUCAUACUAGACGGUAUAUCAUGGAGAUUCUACUACUCUCAUUCGAAAAUAAUAACUGUAAAGUUGAUAGAAGUAAUAUCGACAAUCUAUGAAGCCUCCUCAGAGGUUAAAUACAAAGAGUCUGUUAAUGCAGUUUACAUAACAAUUGUUCCUCAUGAUAGCAGUAAACCGUGUUGGUAUUUGUUUCUCUAUAACAGUUGCGUGAUUGUGACGUCCAAUGUGGAAAUUAUGACGGGGGAAAACGGCAACCUAUGGGAAGAGGUGAAUAGUUUCCCUUUUGAAGUUAAUUUUAGUGCGCGCAUGAUGAGGAGAGUCGUUGACUCAGUCUCGCCUUUCUGUAGGUCUCUAAUGCGGGUAUCUUUUCAGGUGAAAGAAAUGACCAAACAUUUGGAGAAGUUUGACAUCGAAGUCGAUAUCGAUGACUUAAAAAACAAGGAUGAUGAGCAGCCUUUCAACAAAAUAUUAAUGAAUCACCUGCAUGAGCAAAUAGGACUGGAGCCUACGAUGCCGAUUAAUCACAUAAAAAUACCGAAAAGCCUUCUCUUGACAAGUAAAUAUGUCCGUUUCAUUGGGUUUUCAUGCCUGCUAGGGACAUCAGCAGUGGCCGCGAUAGUAGCCGAUGAAAUGAGCGAAUAA
Eremothecium sinecaudum is the source of this 702-nucleotide messenger RNA. Its product is annotated as HBL139Cp. Lineage: Eukaryota; Fungi; Ascomycota; Saccharomycetes; Saccharomycetales; Saccharomycetaceae. The record is from RefSeq and is a predicted model, not a curated record. The transcript has a single exon. The coding region runs from base 1 to 702 and encodes 233 amino acids.